AUGACUACAGUAAAGAAAACAUUAUAUGUAGGAGGUUUGGACGAUAAUGUUACAGUGGACACACUGCGAGGUGCUUUCAUUCCUUUUGGCGAGAUCAGAGAUAUAUCAUUACCUUUAGAUUAUAAAACACGUAUGAAUCGAAUCGAAUUCAUAAUCAAUAAAUCAAUCAAUCUAUUAAAAAGAAUAGUAUUAACAUUUAAAUUUGAUACAAGAGAGGAUGCAUUGGAUGCCGUAGACAAUAUGCACGACAGUGAAAUCUUUGGUAGAACAAUAAAUUGUACAAUAGCAAAACAAUCGACUGUAGAUAAAAAUAAAUCACAAAUGGAUCACCAACAACAUUUUCAACCAUACUUAAACAUUUAUCAUCAAGUUGCUACAAAGAAAAGUCUAUAUGCUAUCGUAUUUGAAAUACACCCGCGAGGAGAAUCACCAGAGUUUAACCCAGCUCUUUUUCUCCCUCUUGGACAUAGAGACCGUGGUACUGAAACAAGACAAUCAUUUUAUAUUCUUUUCCGCGAAGCUUUAUUAGAAUUAGGUUACAGUAAUGAACUAUAUGGUAUGUACACACGUGAGUGCACAUAG
Molecule: messenger RNA, 582 nt
Organism: Heterostelium album PN500
Lineage: Eukaryota; Evosea; Eumycetozoa; Acytosteliales; Acytosteliaceae
Exons: 3
Coding region: 1-582 (193 amino acids)
Molecular function (GO): RNA binding
Source: RefSeq, a predicted model, not a curated record